AGAAGAAGACGUCGAUGUUUACAUCUUAUGAAUUGUCAAAUUGCCGGCUCUAAACACGUCCAGAAAUUUGCGAUUUUCUAUAAUAAAAGUUUGACGAUGGUGAUUCAUAAUAAGAACGUAGAUGAGCUGCAGACUUACUUCAAAACUCACAACAAAAUUAAGGAACAAAAAGCUCACACAUCCAAGGUACAUUCCGUUGGUUGGAAUUGUGAUGGACGGCGCCUUGCUUCUGGAUCGUUCGACAAAACUGUUGCCGUAUUCACAUUGGAUCGAGAAAGAAUCAAUAAAGACAGCACAUUUCGUGGACACACAGGGUCAGUAGACCAAUUGUGCUGGCACGCUUCUAUGCCCGACCUGCUUAGUACAGCAAGCGGCGACAAAACAGUACGAAUUUGGGAUGUGCGUGCUGGAAAGUGUGCUACGAUAAUCAACACAAAUGGUGAGAAUAUCAACAUAACAUGGUCGCCAGAUGGAAAAACCAUUGCCGUGGGAAACAAGGAAGAUUUAGUCACAUUCAUUGACACACGAACACAUAAAAUUCGGGCAGAAAAACAAUUUAAUUUUGAGGUUAACGAGAUUGCUUGGAACAACACCAGUGAUUUGUUCUUCUUAACAAAUGGGCAAGGAUGUGUUCAUAUUCUGAGCUAUCCGUCCUUAGAGUUGCAACAUGUUCUUAAAGCUCAUCCAGGAACAUGCAUUUGUAUUGAAUUCGAUCCGACAGGAAAGUAUUUUGCAACUGGUUCUGCCGAUGCGCUCGUGUCAGUUUGGGAUGCAGAAGAACUUGCAUGCGUACGAGUUCUUUCUCGUUUAGACUGGCCGGUCCGCACAAUUUCCUUUAGUUACGAUGGCAAACUGUUGGCUUCCGCUAGCGAAGACCUUCUCAUCGAUAUUGCUCACACAGAAACCGGAGAAAAAAUCUCUGAUAUAUCCGUCGACGCCGCCACAUUUACAGUAGCUUGGCAUCCAAAGCAAUAUUUGCUAGCCUAUGCAUGCGACGAUAAAGAUUCAUGUGAUCGACGACGAGACGCCGGCAACUUAAAAGUCUGGGGAUUUUCAGAAUAACUUUAUUCUUAUUGGUAAUUACUGCUAAACCAUUACACAAUAAAUAAUACAAAUUUAACUACAA
Hermetia illucens (black soldier fly) is the source of this 1126-nucleotide messenger RNA. RefSeq names its product THO complex subunit 3 (gene tex). The transcript is spliced from 6 exons. The record is from RefSeq and is a predicted model, not a curated record. Gene Ontology annotation, cellular component: THO complex part of transcription export complex. Gene Ontology annotation, molecular function: protein binding. Lineage: Eukaryota; Metazoa; Arthropoda; Insecta; Diptera; Stratiomyidae. Gene Ontology annotation, biological process: mRNA export from nucleus. The coding region runs from base 28 to 1062 and encodes 344 amino acids.